This is a messenger RNA of Sorghum bicolor (sorghum), 1535 nucleotides long. RefSeq lists its product as uncharacterized. The coding region runs from base 897 to 1301 and encodes 134 amino acids. The record is from RefSeq and is a predicted model, not a curated record. The transcript has a single exon. NCBI's taxonomy places the organism in Eukaryota, Viridiplantae, Streptophyta, Magnoliopsida, Poales, Poaceae.
CUUUACUAGUAAAAUUAUUUUUUUAGAAAAGAGUUUAGCUGAGCUGUUUUAAAAAAAUUGUUUAGCAAAACAACUUCACCUGGUGAGGAAAGAAAGAAACGAGAGAAAGAGAGCUAGGAUAAGCUACUUUUUUUUUUCCAGUUUCAUGCCAACUCGUGUAUUUGUGAGAAGAAAAGAAAAAUAGUUUCACCUAUGAAAAUGUUUGAGUGUUUGAAAAAAAAACAGUCUAAAAAAAUGGUAUUGAUCAAAUAAGUAUUAUUGUAUUGGUUAUAAAAUAUAUUUUCAUAGUAAAUAUAUUUUAAGACAUAAAUAUUGAUAUUUUUUUCUACAAAUUAAAUGAAACUUGAUAAAAUUUGACUAGUCUCAAACUUAAAAUCACAUUCUUUUUUAGCACAGAGGGAGUAGUAGCAUAACUGGCAACACGUUGUUUUAUCUCUUCAGGUAAAGUUUCACAAACUGAGACAUGUUCCAUUCUGACCUUACAUGUCACCAAAAAACAUAAUUAACAUGAUUUUUUUUAGCAAUAUGCCUGUUAGAAGUUGCACUCAAGUUUUUAGGCCUUUUUUUUAAAAGCAUCAAAUUACUUUAUAGAUAGCUGAAUUUUGCAAAGCUUCGAAACAGAAUGGUUCAGUUAGCACUCAAGAGUCAAUGCCUGUGGAAGUUGGAACAUGCAGAGCUAGCAAACCACUCUCCAGUCUUCGCGCCACCCACCACCGUCUCCAUCUCCAUGCAGCUCUUUCACAUAGGCAGAGCAAGCAAACUACUCCACGAAAAAGCACGGGAAAUCUGGCUUUUGGUGUCUUGCCGCUAUAAAUUCAUCAAAUCCAGCGCGCUCCAACGCCGCAGGAAUUCAGCCAUUCAGCACGCCUGAUUCCACUCCAGAAACUAAAGCAAGCAUGCCGCGCCACCUCGCGCUCCACGCGCUCGCCGCCGCGCUGCCGGCGGCGUCAGGCAGCCACCUCGGCCCCGCGGUGGCGGCCGUGGCAGCUUUCCUGGCCGUGUGCGCGCUGGCGCUGGCGCUGUGCGCGUCGCACUCGGCGCCCGCGGGGCGGCUGCGGCGCGCCCUGGCCAGCGUGAGCCGGCGGCGGACGGAGCCGGCCAUCGCGGCCGUGCACCAGGUGCAGCCCGGCGGCGGCGAGGCGUCGCCGUGCGUCUGGCAGAAGGGCAUCCUCAUGGGCGGCAAGUGCCAGCUCCCCGACUUCUCCGGCGUCAUCAACUACGACCCCGCCGGCAACCUCGUCGCGCCUCCCCGCCCUGGCCGCGCCGUGCCCGUGCCCGCCGCCAUUGGGCUUGGCUGGUGAAAGACAGAAGAGGAUUUUUAUCAAAGCAGUAUUAGGAGUUCGAAAAAUUCGUGUGUCUAUUUUCUGUUUGGAGUUCGAAUUCUGGUCUUGAUAUUUUGCAGUCAUUGGUGGCUAAUAACUGAAAGUUGCCACCUGAAUUCCUGAAACUUGUUAUUCAGUUUGACACAUCUCGUGUGCCAACAUUGCACUGCUCUGUAAAGAAAAAACCACUGAAAAGAGUGAGAGUUUGGUAAA